Symbiodinium sp. CCMP2592 is the source of this 1386-nucleotide messenger RNA. Lineage: Eukaryota; Dinophyceae; Suessiales; Symbiodiniaceae. The record is from the annotation of a GenBank genome assembly.
AUGGAUGUGGCCUCUGCGACACCAAGUGCCGUCAUCCGAUUGCAGAUUCUGGAGGCCAAGGGCCUGGCCGAUUGCAAGAACCCAUACUGCGUGGUCCGUCUCGGCGAUAAGAUCGAAAGAUCUGGCGUUGGCUCGGCAGGUUCGCACCCUGCCUGGGGGGCGGCGGAGGGAUCAGUGACUGUGACUUGGGAUGCAGAAGACUUUCUGGAAAUCACCAUCCGAGAGAAGGGCUCCGCGCUUUGGUCGGAGGACUCAAAGGUUGGAACUGCGCACGUGAAUGUCUCUGCUUUGGCACGCCUGGCGCACUUCCGUGGGUCUCUACAGGUCUUCCGCCGUGGGACUGAGAAGGCUGGUGAGCUGGCGGUCGACCUCCUGGCAAAGGAGGUAUCGCCGAUGGGUCCUGCGAAGCUCCUGCAGCCUGCUUUGGUGAAAGUCCACAGCAAUGGACUGAUGGGGGCCGUGGCAGCCGUUGCAGACUUUGAAGCGCUGGACAUCUUCAAGACGUACCACGUUGUGCUGUGGGCUACCUCGGAGAAGUUCGGCGACAUGUUCAACUCCAACUGGGAUGAGGAGCACAAGAAGCUGUUCAAGGAUCCGCUGAAGAAGGUGGUGCAGGCUGAGCACGCAUCACUUUACAGCGAUGGAGUUUGUCCGCAUUUCACUUACUGGGGCGGGAAGCGCAAUGAGAGAGCAACGCUGGGAAGAGGUAAUGACUUUUUGUCACUGCUGGGGAAUGGAGUUCGCAAGGGACGGAGGCGCGUAUACACAUAUGUGGUGCUGGACGAAGGGAUGUUCUUUUCAGAGACAGGUGCAAACAUCGCAAAAGACUUCUUCAGCAAGCAUGCUGUGCAUGCAAAUGCAUCUCCGGAGGUUCGCAUGGCGGGAACAUUCCGCAUCUGCGAGACGCCAGAACGCGCGCUAAUCCUUUUCCUGGACAAUGACUCCGGCACCUAUCGUCCGUCCUCGGAGCACUUGCCCAUCCUCAAAGAAGUGCUGGAGCUGAACUUCCCCGGACUCCUGGUCAGAGUUCUGGAUGUUACCCAGCCGCAGCCGCAGGACAUCCUGGACUUCGCCGGUCCCAACGAGACCAAGGGGUCGAAAGGCUGCGUCUAUGCUGGCCAGUGGAAGUGGAAAGUGGAGUCCGAAGACGAGCUGCAGGCGAGCUCUCUCCAGGCGGCGGCCAGUGUUUGGGAGUGGAGAAACCGGAAUGGCUGGCAGCGCUACCUGCCGGAGGAUGAAUGUUUGCUAGACCAGCUGCAAGUCGAGAGCAAAGGACAGCAAGCGGAGACGUCUGCGCAACUUUGGAAGCAAUGUGGACCUUUUCAGGAAAUCCUAGACGGAAUAUGGGCUGUUUCACAAAAACUUAACCACCGUGACCGUCGCUGA